CGCACGGAGGGCGCUCCAGCGGGCGGGACUGGAGAGCUCCGCACGCCCGCAGCCGCCGGCCCCGCCGGAGGCACCGCGCCCUGCUCCGAGCGACCGAUCGCCGGCGCCAUGGACCGAGGCCGCGUGCUGGAGCAGCUGCUCCCCGAGCUCACAGGGCUGCUCAGCCUCCUGGACCAUGAGUACCUCAGCGACACCACCCUGGAGAAGAAGAUGGCUGUGGCCUCCAUCCUGCAGAGCCUGCAGCCCCUCCCAGCCAAAGAAGUCUCCUACCUGUAUGUGAACACAGCGGACCUCCAUGCCGGGCCCAGCUUUGUGGAGUCCCUCUUUGAAGAAUUUGACUGUGACCUGAGCGGCCUUCGAGACAUGACAGAGGACGACGGGGAGUCCUGCAAAGAAGCCACCCCUGAGCCAGCCAAGAGCCCAUCUCUGAGACACGCAGCCGACUUGCCUCCACCGCUCCCCAAAAGGCCUCCACCUGAGGACUACUAUGAGGAGGCCCUUCCCCUGGGGCCUGGCAAGUCCCCCGAGUAUAUCAGCUCCCACAACGACUGCAGCCCAGCCCACUCGAUUGUGGACAGCUACUACGAGGAUGCAGACAGCAGCUACCCCGCGACCGGGAUGAAUGGGGAGCUGAAGAACUCUUACAAUGACUCUGACGCCAUGAGCAGCUCCUACGAGUCCUAUGAUGAGGAGGAGGAGGAAGGGAAAGGGCCGCAGCCCACACACCAGUGGCCUUCAGAGGAGGCCUCCAUGCACCUGGUGAGGGACUGCAGGAUAUGUGCCUUCCUGCUGCGGAAAAAGCGCUUCGGGCAGUGGGCCAAGCAGCUGACCGUCAUCAAGGAGGACCAGCUCCUGUGUUACAAAAGCUCCAAGGACCGGCAGCCACAUCUGAGGCUAGCGCUGGAUGUCUGCAACGUCAUCUACGUGCCCAAGGACAGCCGGCACAAGAGGCACGAGCUGCGCUUCUCCCAGGGGGCUACCGAAGUCCUGGUGCUGGCACUGCAGAGCCGGGAGCAGGCCGAGGAGUGGCUGAAGGUCAUCCGAGAGGUCAGCAAGUCCGUUGGGGGUGCUGAGGGGGCAGAUGUGCCCAGAUCCCCAGUCCUCCUGUGCAAGGUGGACCUGGACAAGGGGGCUGUCUGUGUCCCUCCCCAGAGGCUGUCCCAAGAGAAGCAGACCUCGGAUUCCGACAGCAUGGGCCUGGGCGACAACUGUUCCACCCUUGGCCGCGAACACGGCAAAGGGAAGAAGAGCAGCCUGUCAGAGCUGAAGGGUUCAAUGAGCAGGGUUGCGGGCCGCAAGAUCACCCGUAUCAUCAGCUUCUCUAAGAAGAAGGCACUGGCCGAUGACCUGCAGACAUCCUCUACCGAGGAGGAGGUUCCAUGCUGUGGUUAUCUGAAUGUGCUGGUGAACCAUGGCUGGAAGGAACGCUGGUGCCGCCUAAAGUGCAACACCUUGUAUUUCCAUAAGGACCGCACGGACCUGCGGACCCACGUGAAUGCUAUCACCCUCCACGGUUGUGAGGUGGCCCCAAGCUUUGGGCCCAGACACCCAUUUGCCUUCAGGAUCCUGCGCAACCGGCAGGAGGUCGCCAUCUUGGAGGCAAGCUGCUCUGAGGACAUGGGCCGCUGGCUCGGGCUGCUGCUGGUGGAGAUGGGCUCCAAAGUCACUCCCGAAGCGCUGCAUUAUGACUACGUGGACGUGGAGACCUUAACCAGCAUCGUCAGUGCGGGGCGCAACUCCUUCCUAUAUGCAAGAUCCUGCCAGGAUCAGUGGCCUGAGCCCCGAGUCUAUGAUGAUGUUCCUUAUGAAAAGAUGCAGGACGAGGAGCCUGAGCGUCCCUCUGGAGCCCAGAUCAAGCGCCAUGCCUCCACCUGCAGUGAGAAGUCCCAUCGGGCAGACCCACAGGUCAAAGUCAAGCGCCAUGCCUCCAGUGCGCAUCAAUAUAAGUACGGUAAGAACCGAGCUGAGGAGGAUGCCAGGAGGUACCUGGUAGAAAAAGAAAAGCUGGAGAAAGAGAAAGAGACAAUCCGGACAGAGCUGAUGGCACUGCGGCAGGAAAAGAGGGAACUAAAGGAAGCCAUUCGGAACAGCCCAGGGGCAAAGUUAAAAGCUCUGGAAGAGGCCUUGGCCACCCUGGAAGCUCAGUGUAGGGCGAAGGAAGAGGGCCGUAUCGACCUGGAGCUGCGGCUGGUGGCUGUGAAGGAGCGCUUGCAGCAGUCCCUGGCAGGGGGCCCAGCCCUGGGGCUCUCCGUGAACAGCAAGAACAAGAGCGGGGAAACUGCAAAUAAACCCCAGAACAAUGCCCCAGAGCAACCUCUCCCUGUCAAUUGUGUUUCUGAGCUGCGGAAGAGGAGCCCAUCCAUCGUAACCUCCAACCAAGGAAGAGUGCUACAAAAAGCCAAGGAAUGGGAAAUGAAGAAGACCUAGAAAGAGGAUGAGGAUUUCAUCCAAAGGAGAUAACACCUUGUCCAUCCAAGGCAGAAAUGCUUUUUUCACAAGGAGACAUCAGAAGACUGGAAGUAGCCCACACUCUCUGGGGCACCCAAAAGACCAGCCUUUAUUGUCUGCAUGAUUAUAGGGGACAUGGGGAGGGAAGAAGCAGGAGAGAAGAGGGAAAUGGAGGGCAUCCUUAUAACUUUACAGAGGGUGGAAAUGGGGGUGGAGGGAGACAGAAAUCUGCACAGUCGUAAAGGUUUUGUUAAAUGUCUUUGCUUUCCCUUCUAAAGAAGAAAUGAAAGCAUAUGUGAAUAAGCCAUUCCAUCCCAUUCUCAGCAUCCCAUUCCCAGUCCUUAGGAAAAAGGAAGGCAGUGCUGAGGCAUCGGUGGUACAGUAUGAAGAGACAGGACCUGAUCAUCUGAUCCUGCUUGUGCCGAAUGGAUUCAUACUGGGCAUUACUGACAACCGCUGGGCAAGAUAAACAGGCUGAAAAAUCAAUACAAUUAUCCCUAACUUGCAUGAAGUGAACAAAAACUACAGAGAUCACGCAAAUUCUACAAUCAUUCCUCAUGAUUAUAGAAUCCUCAUGAUGCAGAAUCCAGAAUCCGAUUUGAGUGUUUACAAAUCAGAGAUCUGGCAAAGAGGGGUUCAGCAGGCAAAGAGAGGUUCAGCAGCUGACAUACUUUAAGCUCACAGUGCUACUCAGUGACAGAAGCAUGGAUUUCUAAUGUCCACAGGAUGUUGCAGGCAUUGUAGGAUGGGGUCAUUUGCUGUCAAUCAAGUCCCCUACCUAAUUUAUAUGGCACUCAGGCUCUGGGAGCUAUGGCUAUAAAUCCAGGUGACACUCCUUGUCUUUAACCUUACCUUGCACUUGGAGGCCCACCAGUCUGCCCUUUCAUACCUGCUAUCAAGUAAAACUAUCAUGGAGAACCAAGAGGAUGGUGGCUCAUUUCUGCCACAGGGGUGCUAAAUUUUUACAGACACUUGAUAUUUUUAUAGGGGAGCAAGGACCUCAAGUCCCAGGCAGUCUCCUAACUGCGCCACUCACUACUUUCUCAACACUGUAGGCACUUUAUAGGUCUUUACCACCUUUCCCUCCAAUAAGGAUAAAACCAUUUAACUGUAUAAGCUCAGAGGUUAGCUCAAGGGGAAAGAAGAGAAAUCCCAGAAUAACCUCUGGACUCUGCUAGAGGCUGCACACACUUUUCUUACCUAAGACUUUACAUACUUGAGCCUCACCCAAACUUUAUCACCCCCUGAGGUAGCUAGAGACCAAAGCAAGUAAAAUAACCUGACCAAAAGCACCUGGCUGCCAGUGGCAGAACAUAAGACUUUGGGCUAAUGAGCCUGGAUCCAGACAAGGCUGCUUGAGCCCUGCCUCUGCCACUUACCAGCUGUGACUCUGACCUCUCUGAUUGUUUUCCUUACCUGUGAAAACCAUGUUAACAAUUGUACUCUUCUCCCGAGACUACUGGGGGAAAACCCGGUUAACAACUAUACUUUCCUCCCAAGACUACUGGGGGAAUUCAAUGAGUUAAUACACAGGAAACAUCUUGUACAGCAUCCAAGAAAUAGGCAAUGUUCAGCCAUAGUGGUUCUUCUUAUUAGCUAGAUAAGAAACGUCUGACUCAAAAUACUGUGUCCUUUCCACUGAAGAAGAAAUGACUUUCAUGUGGUUAUUACAACCACCAAAAGCUAAAAGGCAACCAAUCUAUAACUGACAGCUUUCAUCCAGAUUCCACCUGAGUGUCUUCAGUAACAAAGGAGUUCACAUAAUCUGAAUUGUCAAUGUUCUUUUUUAAAAUGUGGGUCCUGGAAUGGCACCCAACAAUCCAAC
This is a messenger RNA of Balaenoptera ricei (Rice's whale), 4273 nucleotides long. RefSeq names its product actin filament associated protein 1 like 1 (gene AFAP1L1). Gene Ontology annotation, cellular component: cytosol. Gene Ontology annotation, molecular function: SH3 domain binding. The transcript is spliced from 19 exons. NCBI's taxonomy places the organism in Eukaryota, Metazoa, Chordata, Mammalia, Artiodactyla, Balaenopteridae. Bases 109 to 2427 code for a protein of 772 amino acids. The record is from RefSeq and is a predicted model, not a curated record.